AUGGCAUCUGCUAUCCAACCCUUUUCAAUACUCACUACUUGUCAAUCUACAAUUAAUAAUUGUACUGAACCUGAAGCCUAUUGUACUGACAAUUCUUUACAUGAGGUUGAAUCUCAAUUGACUCCGAAUUCUCCAAAAAGCGGUAUAUUGCCUCAUCUCGAAUACGUAUCUUACGAUAGAGUUCAAGAUAUUUAUGAACAACGAAAGGGUCAUUUCUACUUCAUUCCUGAGGGUUUUAAAUCUGCUCUAGUUCCAAAUGACUCUAAAGAUCCUGCUGUACUCAAUUUAUUUGGAAAUUCUAAACCCGUACCCUAUGAUCCUAAUGUCCCGAGGAUGCUUCCUGAUUCGGAUGCACGUCUUUCUUCAUUCGAUCUUUCCUGUAGAGUAGCUAGCUCAAAGAAAGAAAAUUCCGCAAUUGACAAGAAUGCAAAUCAACCACAGAUUGUUCAUCAUCAGGACAUCUCAAACGAUGAUAUAUCUAAAGAAAUUGGGAUAUGGCACAAAGAUUCUUUAAAAGUACGCAGUAACGGAGACGACAACAACGACGAGGCUUUUAUGCGACUAGAGCAUGUACGAAUUGCCGAAAAAAACACAAAAAAUGUUUCGGAAGAGCAACUUGUGAACGUUGUCUAUGCUCUUAACGGUCUUGAAAAUGACUUUGAUGGAACAUCUAUGCUAUCCUCUGUAAUCCUUAAUCCCAUGCAAGGUCACGCAUCGAUUAUAUCAUCACCAUCAGGAUAUCCACAACAACCGGAUAACAUUGACGAGUUUACCCUUCAUUGUGAAUCAUAUGAAGAACCAAAUAUUCCCGCUUCUCAAGAAGCCAGUUUAUUUUCUUAUCAAACAUGUAUCAAUACUGAAUACGCUAUGCAGAGCAACAACCUUAUAGACAACGCGACAAAUAAUAAUACUAUCUUUCUAUAUGACAACUUAUUUUUUAAUAAUAACCAUAUGCCAUCAUUCCAUUAUUAA
Molecule: messenger RNA, 972 nt
Organism: Dentiscutata erythropus
Lineage: Eukaryota; Fungi; Glomeromycota; Glomeromycetes; Diversisporales; Gigasporaceae
Source: the annotation of a GenBank genome assembly